Molecule: messenger RNA, 16533 nt
Organism: Lymnaea stagnalis (great pond snail)
Lineage: Eukaryota; Metazoa; Mollusca; Gastropoda; Lymnaeidae
Source: the annotation of a GenBank genome assembly
ACUAAGAGAAGGAAGUGACAUUUACUUUACACAUUACACACAUCUUCAGCUUAGAACAUUGAAUUUUUUUCCUUUUGAAAUAAACCGUUAAAUAUGUUUAUCUCCCUAAAUCAACAUCGCAUGUAGGUAGCUAGGUAUGUACAAAGGGUAAGCGGAAAAAAUAUGGUAUUACUUUAAAAAAAAAAUAAGUUUUAAAAAUAUGAAAAUUAUUAGGCUAGGCUAGGUUCAGAAUCUGAACCUUGACAGUUGUGAUGAUAUGUGUGACUGUGACUAACAUUCUCACCGGACCUGACUUCAUUCAUUCAGAUGUAAUUUGUUAAUUUUAAAAUAACUCUUUUUAAAGAGGUGUACUAUUUUGGAUAGUGAUAUCUUGGCCUAUAAGAAAAACAAUACCUCUUUAAUCUUUAAGUCUUAAAGUUAAAGCUAGUUGACUUUAGAAAGUGUUGCCAUGGCCAUGGUGUAAUAUUUUGUAUAGUAGAAACUCUUAGUCUUAGUAGUAGCAGAAGGCUGCUUAUUAUGACUCAAGAACUGGUGACUAUGGAUGGUAGUAGUUAUAUUGGGUAGGCUGUAACUGUAGAUCAUUUGUCAUUACUUUUAAUGAGCUAUACCACUAAAUUUUAAAUAGUAAAUCAUUAUACAUAGUCAUAGAAUGUCAUAGACUAUUUAACUAUUUAAAUUUAGUAUUUAGCAUCUUUUUAGAGCCAUGGGGAUGGGUGGGAAACCUCUUUGUAUGUGUGGUGUGUCUGCUACUGUGUACUUCUUUUAUCAGUAACAAAAUUUCUUUGUUUCACAUUUCAGUUGAUAAACUGAACCAAUAUUUUGGAAACAUGGACUUACUAUAUAAUACUAUAGGCUAUACUAAACUAGUAUGUACUAAAAUUGUAAAAUACUCAUAGAUCAUGGCUUUUAACUUAAAAUUUAAAUAAAUGACGUCAUGCAAAUUUGGCUGAUUUUUACCCUUCCCCGUCAUCACAAAUCUUCACAAAAAGUUAGACUCUCCCCCCCCCCCCUCCAAUGUACAUCACAAACAUAAAAAAAUCCAUCUGACCAUUACUGUCCUUUACAAACCCUUACAAAAAUUACCUCCCAUGGAUAUUGAAUUACUGCAAAUGUGUCAUUACCCUAUAACAGUGGUUCCUAAACAAGGGUGAAAGUGCAGAAGACACAACAAAUAAACUUCAUUGGCUGCCAUUGCCAGUUGUUUCUACCAGCAGUUAAUUUUUUUCUUCUGGUGAAUUUCGUUUACGCAUUACUGGUAUUGGUAAUAUUUUUCUUGCAUCUAGAAAGUUAAUUUGACAAAUAAAAUGACAAUAAAUAAAUUAUUUUCAUUUUAAAAUUUUAUUGUAGUGGACAGAGGGAUUUUUUUUAUAUGGGGGGAGGGAGGAGAGUGCAGCGGUUUGUGUCAUUAUAUUUUAGGGGGUCUAACUUGUUUGGGGAAGGGGGUGUAAAAAAUAUGCGUGGCAUCAUUUAUGGAUGGCCCCUAUGCUGUAACAACUAUGAGUUUUGACAGUUGGAAAAAAUAAUUGGUGUGCAAACAUUGGCUUGUGUGCCACGAGUUGCCUAUCCCAACUCUAGCAUCUAGUAUACUUUGCCAUUAGGUGCACAUACUAGAGAUCAUAAAUUAACUUGUUUUCUUUUUUAAGGUGCCUUGAGCUCAGCAUGAUAUGCCACACUAUCAUCUGAGUUAAGUUUGAGGAUUGAAUUAAAUAGCAUUACUUGUAGAAUCUCUUAAAGUUCUUGUAAAACUAAUAAAAUGCCUGCAAUUCGAAGAACAUUGAAAAAUGUGGUGAAGAACUACUCAGAUGCCCAGGUGAAAGUUAGAGAAGCUACUUCAAAUGAUCCAUGGGGUCCAUCAAGUACCCUCAUGAGUGAAAUUGCUGACUUGACGUACAAUGUGGUGGCGUUCACAGAAAUAAUGCAGAUGAUCUGGAAACGCCUUAACGAUGAUGGAAAAAAUUGGCGGCAUGUCUAUAAAUCAAUGGUUGUUCUGGACUACAUUAUUAAAACUGGAAGUGAAAAGGUAAGAGAAGUUUUUAAAAAACAACAGUGAGCUUGAGUAUUUUUUAAUUUCUAAAAUUUGUAUGUUAACCAGAAGAUCAUAUAUAUCUUCACAUAAAAAUGAGAGAUAAAGGCAAUGAUUCCACACACUAAACUUGCACAGAUCUUGAGCAGCUUCGAUAUUUACAUGUCUAGAUUUCAUUAUUUAACCCUUAACAGUCCAAACCUAUUCAGCCUUGUCUACUCCCAGCGCCCAAGCAAGGGGACAUAACUCCAUUUUAAAUGAAGGUUCUUUAUCUAAUUAAUUUACAGAAAAUAAACUAGAAGCAAGAAAAUAAAGUAAAAAAUACCUAAAUACAAAUAAAUGAUUUAAAUUUAAGCAAAAUUUGAAACCUAAAAAGAGUUUCAGGGACCCUCCUGACUCCUACUUUGAUUUCUGAAACAUUCCCAGACCACUCAUGAUCUUGCUGAUCAGUUGGACUGGAAUUGAUGGGUCCGUUGUCAUCCAUGGCUCUAUUAUUACUAUUAUCUUCUUCACUUGAAUAUCUAUUACAAGUAGCAUCAUUUAAAUUAAUGUCUCUAUCAGAUUCUUGGCUAUCGCUGCUAGACUCAUGAAAUAGUGAAGCUUCAUUAGGUCUAAGUUCUUUCAAAAUUGUAUCCAAGGCUUGGAAAGCCAUUUUUACAGCGAAAAAAUCACAACUUUAAAAAAAAUAGUAGAAAAUGAGCCCAUAAACACACCGCGGUCAAACUAGUAUCAAAAUAAAUGCUGACAAUGAGGCUGUCUUCCGUAGAACUUAAUGCGCAAUGGAUUUCUGCUGUGCUGAAAACGAAAGUAAACAAUCUCGAAACAGGCGGUUUGGCCGCAAUGGACUGUAGGCUUAAGGAAAAAUUGGCACAUUUCGGGCGCAUUGGACUGUAAAGGGUUAAUAUGUUGAUGAAAAAGCAAUAAUAAUUUUAAAAGCGAUAAUAAUUUUUGUGUUUUAAAUACCAGAAUUUAAAGUAAGGUAAAUUUUUAGUUUUUUUUUCCCAUUCUUUAAGGCAGUGGUUUCCAACCUUGAUGACCAGAGGAACCCUUUUCUGAAACAAUUUCUGAGGGUAGCUCCUUUGACCUUCCCUGUGUCUUUGAAGUUAAUGGUGUUAGGGAUUAGUAUCACUGGGGGAGGGAGCGGCGUGGAGUCCCUGAGAAGUCCAUGCUGAGUACUUAGAGCUCAUUGUAGCACAGGUUCGAACCACUGCCAUUAGGAGUUUUUUAAUUUGAUUUGGUUGUGGGAGUGUUUCUCAGGGACCCUACAAGUCCUAAACUAAUCCUUGGUGUUUUAUCUAAUCACUUUAGGUUGCGCAACAGUGUAAGGAGAAUUUUCACGCCAUAAAAACUCUGGUCAGCUUCCAGUACACUGAUGCUGACAAUAAAGAUCAAGGAGUGAAUGUGCGGGAGAAAGCCAAACAGUUAGUAGCUAUGUUGUCAGAUGAUGAAAGGUUAAAAAAUGAAAGAGCCAAAGCCCUCAAGGCUAAAGAGAGAUUUGCACAGAAUGCUAUGGGUGUGGGCAACGGUCAUGGCACUACCAGUAGAUCUCGUGUAAGUAAUAGGAAUGGAUAUGUUUGCUUCAUUUAUUUAAAUAUUGACUUUGGAAAUCCACUUAAAGGCAACUCUUUGAAUAAGCAUGUAUAAAUAAUAAAAUUGUAACAUUUUUCUAAUUGUAAAUAACUGUUUAAAAAAGAAAUUAAGUUGUUUUUGUUUGUUUUAAAGAUGCGGCUUGGUGGAAGUCCACCCAUGGGGGCAGGUUAUCAAGAUUCAUAUGGCUACCCAGAUUGUAAGUAUGCAGCAUCUUGUCUAUUUAAACUUUGCUUUCUAAAAAUAAAAUGUAAUAGUUUAAAAGAAUGACCAAAAUAUACUCAAAUGGGAAUUUUCUCCUCACAAGUAAAAAAUAAAAAUUUGAACCUAAAAUAAUAACCAUACUUAUUGGCAUAUAACAUGCCCCCCGCGCAUAAUACUCACCUCAAUUUAAGAAGGAAAUUUCAGGAAAAAAAACGAAACAUUGUAUCGGCAUAUAACACGCACACAUUAUUUGCACCCUAUUUUCGGGGAGAAAAGGUGCAUGUUAUAUGCCAAUAGCUACGGUAAUUAAAAUAAAGUGAAAUGACUAAUAUUUUUAAAUAAUAGUUUCAUUACCAUAGAAUAAAGAUUUACAUUUAUGGGUUAACCUUUAUUAUUUGAUAUACUUUAUUACUAAAAGAUUAAGUAAUAAAGCUAAAUCCAUACAAAUCUUAUAGUAAUUUUUAAAAGUUAGCAGAACAUGGAGAAACAUAAGGUGUGAAUUCUAUAGAUGGGUGGAUUGAAGCUAGAAAAUUGUCCCUUAUUAUAUUAGUGUUUAUGCCAUUUCUGAUGUAAUUCUUAUAGAAUUCAUUCUGAUUUGUUGUAAAUGUGGUCUAUACCAAUAUACUCAACGGAACCCAUGAUGAGACUAUAUUACUUGGAUGUCAUUUCAGUACCUAAAGCUACACAUCUAACUUGGUAAAAAAAAAUUGUCAGAAAUAAUUUAGAAGACUGCUAUCUAGCUAGAUAAGAAAAUAUGGAACAAAAGAAAAGGAAAUUGUUGCCAAAAGCUAUCUACGAUGAAGAAACAAAAUAUGAAUACAAAAAUAAAUUUAGCUCGGAGUAUGAAACUGUGUCUGGUCUGAAAAGAAACUAAGAAGUGUGGAUUUGAUCAGUUUUCUUCUUGUUCUUCAGUCUAGAAACAGCUUCCUACUGCAUGAGCUAAUUUUUAAAAAAAAAACUUAUUUUGUUUGUUCAAUGAAAGAGGCUUUUUACAAAAUGAUUGUCAUUUUUAUGGGUUUUUUUCAAAGUUUUUUCUUGUGUACCACAUCUCGUUGAAAAAUCUGCCGUUAGAUUCAAUAGAAAUUAGGAAUUUUGAUGGUUUCUGAUGUUACUGCUGAAAAUGUAAUGUGCAAAUAGGUGGAAUUAGAGAAUUAGGGAGUUGUGAUUCUGAUUUUAUGUACCGGUAUUCAAAGUGUUUUUGAUGAUGAUAUUAUUUUGUGGAUUAUUGUGGCCUUUGAGUGUUAAAGCAGUGGUCGCCAACUAGUGGGCUGCGAUAAAAUGUUGGUGUUCUGAAUAAAAAUCUAGACAUUAUUUGCAUGUUACUUACCAAACUUUUCACCCUGCGCAAGAAGUCAUAUUUUUCCAUCAACAAAAUAAUCAGAUACUUCAAUAACUCUUUUUUGACAUGAAGUUUUUAGCCCAGCUUGCAUAAAUGGAAGAAUUUUUUCAUUGUUAAAUGAGCUAAACGUAUCCUUGCAAGUACAACUUAAGGACAUGUUCACACAACGAGGCAAGAUUGGAUGCUUUUCAAAAGUAAAUAUUAUUGUGGCAAACAAGGUUGGCUGAAAAGGAUCUGCAAAUAUUGAUAAUGGAUCCAGUAAACAUUGAAGAUAGCAAUUUAAGCAUGAAAGACAAUGAAAAACUCUUUGAUCCAACUACAGACUCAAAGUUUAGUUCUAGUCAUCCUUAUCAAGGCCUCCUUUUUGGCUGUCCAUGAAAAAUUCAAUACUGAGAGAAAAAUCUAUGAAAACUUUGAUUUCGUUUUCAACAUGUUUGUGAGGAAAGACAUUUUCAUCUGUUACAGUAAUGAAAACUGGGUGCAGGUUUCAGUUUAAAAUUAAAUCUAUUCUCUGUCUUGCAGUGACGUCCUUGGAGACAAAUAUCCAUAAAAUUCACUCAAACAAACAUAAACAAUUAUCACACUAACAACGUGUAAAACUUAAAUAUGCUGUAAUUAUUUUUUAAAUAAUUAUACUACCUUAAAUAAUUUUGUUACCCUAAACAACCUUUAAAGAUUUUAUUAUGAUAAGCAUUUUUAAUUAUAUCAAAUAAGUGCAUAACUGAAAUUCUUGUUAAGAAAAUGCUAAUUAUUUUUAAAAAUGUUUCAAUUGUAAAAAAAUAAUUUAAGUGGUCCAACGGAUUUAAAAUGAUAAAUUUAGUGGUCCAUGAGGUCUGAAAGGUUGGUAACUGCUGCGUUAAAGUAUCCAUCAUCAAGUUUCCAGCCUUUUUAUCAUAAAAGAAUAUGACUGUGCACCUAUUUUUUAGCAGGCCUUAUUAUCUAUAUAAUUAUGUGGUAAUGAGUUAUCAAUAAAUUUCUUAGUUGAUAAUAUUUAAAUAAAAUGAAUUAUUUUGUAUCCUUAUAAAAUAUAGAUUAAAACAUGAUAAUUGCCUUUGUGUGAAGCACUAAAUAAAUUGCUAUUACAUUUCAUAAUAAACUAUAGCCUCCCCUGGUAGUGGCAGUGCGGGAACACCAUCUGAAAUUGAAUCAGCUCGUCCCUCUUCGGCUGGUGAAGAGGAACUUCAGCUGCAGCUGGCUUUAGCCAUGAGUAAAGAGGAGCAUGAAGAGCAUGUCCGCAAGCAGAAAUCAGAUGACAUCAAGUUACAGAUGGCUAUUGAACAGAGCAAAGAGCAAGCAAAAAAUGUAAGUAAGAGAUAUGGUGAGCAAUGAACAUUAAAAUCUUUGACCUAGGGUAAUGGAUUGAGAUUAUUGACUAUGCAUUCAAUAUAAAUAUUUAUUGCAGGUUUAAAUUUUAAACAAGAUCAAAAAAAUAAAAAAAAUGUUUAUCUUCAAUAAACUUAUGUUGCUAUGGUAAUGGAACUUUACUUUUGUGGCUUGUAUUGACAAAGAGCUUCUCUUAUCACUCCUAUAUUUGGCUAAGUUAUAAAAUUACCCGGUAAGCUAUUAUUAACAAUUUGAUUCAUUGCAAUAUAACAAACUAACAAGCAACUACAUUUUAACACUUGUUUAUUAUUUUAAAAAUAAUAAUUUACUUGAGAUUACUAAUUUUAAAAAGAAAAAAAAAAGGAAAAGUUCAACUGAAAUAAAUAUGAACCACAACAAAAUUUCUUGUUUCUUUGGUUCUUUUUAAAAUCUCAAGAGCAUAUUAUAAAUUUAUGAAGAUUAUUGUUAAAAUGUACAUAAUAAAAAUAUAAUACUCUGGUAUUGUGAUUCUUAAAAAAGUAUUUGGACUAAUUUGAGUAAACAAGUUUUAUAUAUGCUUUUAUUCCAACUUUUUGCUUCAUUAAACAUAUAUCUAACAAGGCAUCAACUUUUAUUAAUGUUCUUUCUCUGCUUUAGUAUUGUGGUGAUUGGUGCUUAAAACUAUAAGAACUUGUCUCACAGACUCCACCUUGGUGUGCAAAGUAAAUUGAACAAAAUGAAAGAGUAACUAAGGAAUCUUAUUUAAUACUAUAGAAGGCACCAAAAAAAAAUAUUAAAAAAAAAUUUGCUUAAAUUUGUAUUUUUUUUUUUUUUGGUCCUUUUUUGUGAGGUUUUGCGAAUGAAAUACCCAGCCUUUAAAAAAUCCUCCAUACUUCUAAUACUAUCUAAAACCACCCAUCUAAUCUUUUAUAGUAUUGUGGUGAUUGGUGCUUAAAACUAUAAAAACUUGUCUCACAGACUCCACCUUGGUGUGCAAAGUAAAUUGAACAAAAUGAAAAAGUAACUAAGGAAUCUUAUUUAAUACUAUAGAAGGCACCAAAAAAAAAUAUUAAAAAAAAAUUUGCUUAAAUUUGUAUUUUUUUUUUUUUUGGUCCUUUUUUGUGAGGUUAUGCGAAUGAAAUACCCAGCCUUUAAAAAAUCCUCCAUACUUCUAAUACUAUCUAAAACCACCCAUCUAAUCUUUUCCACUCAUAGGACAGGAGGCGGCAACACCAGUUCUCCAUAGUAAGCCAUUGUGCUGUGUGUAAGAGUGGUCUUCUUUAAGCAUGCCCUCUCACCUCUCCCAUUUAUGUCCUAGUUAGAGUAAUGUUACUGCUAGUCGUGUUGUCCUAGCUAGUUCAAUUUUAAGUCAAUUGAUCUUGCAUCAUGAGUUUGAGCCUAACAUCUAGACAUUUUGAAUUAGUGGUAUAAGAUUAAACUGUAAAUUACCCAUAACUAUUUACUUAUAGAAUUAUAUUUUUGUUAUCAAUUAAGAAUACUUGUCUUGUUCAGUAGAGUCUGUUGAUAUUUAAAUUUGUUUCAUAUACUUUUUUUUGAAUCUUCAGGUACUUAGCGUUAAAGCGUUGAAAAAAAGAUAAUAACAAUAAUUUAAAGUUCUAAAAAAUUACAUGACCUUGCAGAUGUUUCCAUAAACUAAUGGUUAUAAGCAUUUUACACAGAUAAAGAAACUGGUUCUGAUUGUUCUUGCUAUUUGCCUAUAUAUUGCUGUCUUUCUGUAACCCAUGAGUUAUCCAGUACUAUAUUAUUUUUCUCCUUUGUUGAUGUAAAUAUUGGUUCUAAUUAAAGAUAGUUUGCAUUUAAAACAAAAUAACUUUCUACAGAGUUCUGAAAAUAUCUUUUUAUUAUGUUGUUAUAUGAUCAUCUAUUUUUCAAUUUGAUUUUAUUCUGUUGAAUUUUAUACCAAGUUGCCUUUUAAAAAAAUACAGUAAGGCUAUCAAAAUCUGACUAACAUAAGAACUCGCUUUUUGCCAUAUGCAUUCUCCAUAUCAUCUGUUUUUCCGUUUUCUUUAUUUGAUACAUUAUAUUUCUAAUCUUUAGUUUAAAAUUUUUGUACAGUUCUUUAAAGUUUUUUUUGUUAAUAAUCAUGUCAUUUAAUUGAAAUAAAAAUAACUUUGAAUCACUUCAUCUGUGAAAAGAACAGUUUAACAAACAAAUCAAGUUCUGAAAUAUUACAUAGAUCUGAUUUAAACCAUGUGUCAUUGAUUCAAUUUCCUUUUUAGGGGAAAGCAUUAUACCAAAAAAACACCAAUGACUUAAUAAAUAUCAUAUCCCACCCUCCCUUGUGGCUGCAAAAGCUUUAUAAAAAUCAAAUCCCACCCUUCCUCAAGGCUGCCUUAUGUUCUAAAGAAAAAGUUAACCUUUUAACAUAAGCUAACUUUCUCUAGAAUUUGGUCAUAGAUAUAUCCCUAUAAAAUAAGAGAUAUUUAACCUUAAUUUGAAUUGGUUAUUACAUCUUGGUACCCACAAACAGAUCAAAAUAAAAAUAUGACAGAUUUCAGUCAAUCAGAAUUAUGGGAAUAUGUCUAUUAUAUGAAUUUGUAGGUAAAAUAUUUUGUGUGUGUGUUUUCUACCAUUAAAAGAUGGGUGAAAAAGAAGUAAAAAUUGAGCACCUGAUUUAUUUUUAAUGUUAGCUUUUAGGAUAUGUGAACCAUGUAAAUUAACUUUCCCCCCCAUGACUUACGAUUGUCUCCUUUCUUUUAUUUUGAACAGAAUUCCCAAGCAAGCACCCUUUUAGACUUGGCUGGACCAAGCACAUCUGGAGCCGCCAGUAAUGACCCGUGGGGUAUGCCACUACCACCUGCAGAUCCUUGGGCAUCACCGCUCCCAUCUAAUCCUCCAUCUGUGGACCAGUGGAGCUCCAGCGGGGCUGCAGGUGUCUCCAGACCUGCUGCCUACUCACCUGUUCAAGGGUCAUCUGCAAGUGUCAGUGCUCAUGUACCAGUCCAGCAAGAUCCCUGGGGCAUGUCUGUCAGUUCUCCUAGCCCCCAGCCAAGAGCAGGUGUGUUUCAUUUGACUUAUUUCUGCCCAAUCAUUUAUGCACCACACUUUAAAACCUUCCUUUGAUUGUUUGACCUUUUAAAUUAGUUUUAUUAUCUCAAAAUAGAGUUCAAUUUAACAUAUAACUGAAAUAAAAUAACUAAGAUUUGGUUGGUUAAAAAAGAUUAAUAAAAUCUUUUUUUUUUAUUCAGUAAAAAUAAUUUUGCCUCUGGUUUUUAAGUUGCACUGCAAAUAUUGCAUUAAAAUAAAACCCAUAUUAAAUUAAAAUUUAUAUGAAAUUGAAUUAAAGAGAAAAGGUAAGAGCUAGCAAUUGGUUUAAUGAACACAAUUCUAGUUAAUUACAGUCCAGGUUUGUGUUUUACUACCCUUUCCUACCCUUUUAAACAAAAUAUUUGUCUUUUGUCUUUGUUCCCACAAUCCCUGUAAUAGGGAUCCACCCUAUAACUUUAUGUGAAUAACUGAUAUAAUCAGUCAACAUGGUAAAUUUGCUUGUUAAUUAUUAUUUCUACCACAAAAAUUAAAUUCUUUCUUUAUUACUUAUGAUGAGACUAUAAAUCUAGACUUGUCUAUCUUUUUAUUUAAAGCCUAGCAUUUUAAUGACUCCUGGCUUACUGAUAUGGCUUUACUCAUUGCAAUUAAUAUUGCUUAAAACUUUGUUUAAAAUGACAACCUCCGACCACACAGUGAAAUAUCCCAGUAGAACCACUAUCCAAUGCUCCCUCCUCCAUAUCCUGAAAUCUCUCACAGGUGCAUGGUCAAGCACCAGUCCAACACCACAAGCAUCAGCCUGGGGAGGUCAGUCUCCAACUCCACAACAGCAGCCAAAGCCUGCGUUGGAUCCAUUUGGGGUCCCGAUAGGUACCAUACCCAAUGGAACUUCAUCAACAAAUAAUAUUGACACAGAGUUUGAUCUGCUUAGUGCUCGUAGCACAGAAACUUCUCCAGCUAAAUCUUCUGGGCUGGAUGAAUUUGAUCUAUUAGGUGAGUGUAUUUCCUGGGUAUUAUUAUGUGAUCUAUUAAUUAAGUGUAUUUCCAAGGUAUUAAUCAUGUUAUCUAUUAAGUAAGUAAAUUUCCUGGGUAUUGUCAUGUGAUGUAUAUUAGCAGGAAGUGAUCAUUUUUCAUUCUGGCUUUGUUGUAUAUUUGAUAUCCAUAAGCUGAAUUAUUUACAUACUUUUAAAACAAGGAAUCCAUUUUUAGAAACUUGAAUUAAUUUGAUUGAUCCCCUGGUAAUUGACCAGCUACAUAACUAAACAAUGUAAAUGUUUUAUUUUAUUUGGUAAUAUGGUCUAAAAAUCAAUUUUUAAUGGAUAUAAACACUACUCUGAGAAGAAAGGUAAAUUAAAGGUUGUUUAGAAAUAGUCUGUUUACGGUUGAAUGUGUUUUUAAAUUUCAUAUUUUAUCGGUAGGUGGAUCUCACACCAAUGGUUCAACAGGUGAUGCUUUUAACCUGGAUGGCCUCGAUCAAAAUUUACCUCAAAAUAAAAAAAAGAGUGCAGAGGCUUUCCUUGGUGGCCACGCAAACCUGGUUAACUUAGACCAGCUUGUGUCUAAAGCGCCUCCGAAAGGUAACCGUUUUAAACAGUGCAGGUUUGAUAAUUAGUUGAGCAUUCACAAGAUUUUAUGUUGAUCUAUUUUAAUCCCUCUAUUUUUGUUUCCCUGUUGCAUGUGCUAAUAAAUGAGCAUAAUAAUAUUAAUACAGUAUUUAUCAUUUCCUUCCUCAUUUUUUUGACCCUAUUACAUUAUCCAACCUUCUAUCCUCUCCAUAUCCACUAUAAGCAAACUGCUCUUUGUUUUUAAUUAAGUUUUUUUUUAUUCUGUUUGUUUAUGUAGAUCAAAGCAUAAAAAAGAUAUAUCUUUGAAGCUGAAAUUAUUGUCAUAAAAUACUUCCUCAAUGAUUCCAUAUUUAAAAAAAUUAUCAAAUACAGAAUUUCGGUGGUGUUGAUUUUUAUUUAUCAAUGAAUUUCUUUUUAAAAAUAAAAAUGUUUUUGAUUAGUCCACAUAAUUAAUUUUUACUGAGUAAUUUUUGAUUGAGUAUCUUUUACUAAGUAGCAUAAAGAUUUAGAAGGGGUGUUAAAUUUAUUCUUCAAGUUUUAAAAUAUCUUUCAACAAUUAAAGUACAUUUUAAAUGUAUAAAGUAUAUAUUUGGGAUCUUUUUCUCUAGUUAAGUUUGCCUGGACUACACUUGUGUCAAUGACCAUUGUUUCUAUUAUAUGUAAAAUUUACCUCAUUAUUUGUUCUUUUGAAUUUCAGGCAAUAACCCAUUUGCAAUGACAACUGGUAAUAGCAAUCCUUUUCAAGACCCAAACUCUGGUAUGAGAAUGCCAAUGGCCCAGAUGGCCCCCACAACAGCUCCUGGUUUCAUACAACCGGUCAGUGCUGGUCUGUUACCUGCCCCUUUGCUUCCACUGGGCUCUGCCCAUGUUAUGCAGCCUCAGUCCCAACAAGCUCAGGGUUACAACCCUUUCUUAUGAAACUACUUGGUUCUGGUGUACAGCAGGAUAAUCUGGGACUUUCAGAUUGUACAAAGAAAAUUGGUUUUCACUUGACAAAGUCUGGAAAUGUUAACCACCUUUCUGUCAAUGUGGAGAGAACAUCAUGCAGCUCUUCAUGGUUGGGGAAUUCAAAUACUGCAUGUUGCAAUGAUAAGGUUUCAUCAGAAUAAAUUAUCAAUGUGUAAGCAAUGGAGUCAUAGAGUAAAUUCACUGAAUGAAUAUCUGGAUCAUAGCAUGGAAGAACUCAUUCCCUGGCACUCUAGCCUGAAAUAUGGUGAUUGAUUUUGGGUUGUGGGCACUGGUUUGGUAGUCUGUCUAGUUUGAAUCAUGUCAUAAGACAAAAGGGCUUGUGAUGAGGCAAAUUGUAUCAACCUAAGAUAUCGCUAGUUGUUUCCCUUUUUCUAAACAUUAGAUUUUAUCCUUAACUGUCUGAAAUGAAAAAAAAAAAGCAACAACAUGGUACACAGUUAAAAACUUAUUAAAAAUUAUCAACUGCAUGGACAAUUACGUGAAUGAAGACAAAAUGUGUUAUGCUAAAACCAAGAUCCAUACCAUGCACUCAGUUGGUUUGACCGCGACAGAUUUAAUAAAAUACCGUAACAAUAAUAGUUUCAAAGAGUUGUCCAAGAAGGUCAGCAAGCUACCUAUGGAAUUUGUUUUUGCGGAAUUCGUUAAAGGGUUAAUCCUAUGAAACAAGCUAUUAUUCAUUGACAGUUGUUUGCAUUUGGAACCCAUGCAGUAUUAGAAAUGUAUUGUAAGGUGUGGUAGCUGAUAUUUUUCUAAAACUAAUCAAUUUCAUUAAACUUUUCAUGACUGAGAAAAAAAGUAAAAUGAACUUAAAAUUACUGAUAUAUCUCAAUUGAUUAAACUAGAAAUUGUUUUUAAAAACAAUUUCAUUUAAAAAAAGUCUGGCAGUUAUACAGGUUCUUCUGUUUUGGAUGAAAUAAGAUUUAACCCAUUCCACUCUUGGCAUGAGAGAGUAUAGUCAAAUAAACAGUUUCUAUGUCCAUAAAUAACAAAGGAGGAGAAAUCUGUUCAGACUAAACUGAAUGUUCUAAUGUUUAAGUUAACAUUGAGCACUGAAAUGUGCCAUAAAUUAUAUUCUGGGUUACAUUCUGUGUGUUAAAUCAAAAGUGUAACUAUUUAUAAAAGAACAAACUAAACAUAAGGACUAUUUUUGUACACUUGCAGCUUUGAUAUUUAUUUAAAUUUAAGGGUUUUAAGCAAAUUUUUAUAUACCAAACUAAGAGUGUAACGGCUUAAAAUGUGUUAAAUAUUUUUCUUAAGCACCAUAGUUUUAGGAUAUGCUUAAGUUGACUGGUAUUUGAUCGUAUCAAUCAGAUCUGUUUGAAAGUUGUCAUUGUAGCAUCAGCUAUUGUGGUCUGUCAACCAGAUGUCCACAACUUUUAGAAAACUCAGUCAAAUGCAGUAUUUUAUUCUGAUUCUUUAUAGUGAGAUCCAGGAAACCACUUUCAAAUGUGAAUUCACUGUGAUUAUUUAUCAAAGUAAUAAUAUGAUACUACACAAAGGGUCUAUCAUCAUUUCAGCUCAUCAUGUUUGGAAAAGGUCUUCUUUAAAAAGCCUUAUAAUAACUUAUAUAGAAUUUUUACUUAUGGUACUCAUUAGUUUAGUAUGGGCACUCCAUAUUCCAGUCAUUAUCCCAGGAUAUCAGUGGCUGAUCUUUUUCAUAUUAUUUUAAGACUUUGUUGCCUUUUUUUUUAACUUAGUUUAUCCCCACUAUAACGGGAGAUGGAUAUAUUAUGAAAUUUACAUUUGUGAUUUUUUUUUUUUAAACUCUCACCUAUUUAUGUUAAUAGCUCUAGCACCAUACCCAUGAGUCAUACUGAGAGCUAUUCUCAGAAUUUAUCAUUUUCUUUAAUUUCCGAAUGAAAAAUGGUCAUUUUUGUUUGUCAUGAAAAUGGAACAGCAAUAACUCCAUGUGCUUGUUGGUCUGUUUUAACUUGCAAGAAAAUGACUAUAAAUGUGGUCAGAUUUCCCUUGGACAUUAACUCUGUUUAAUAUUUACAUUGACAGUAUUGUGAAAAGCACUGUGUACGUUGGCACCAUGUUAGGCAACCUAUCAAAAGGUUUUGUAAGGCAUUAAAUGAAAGAGUCAGAAAUAUCCAUCAGAAUGUGUGUAAAGUUACAGUAGGUUGUAGUGUCAGCUGCUUCUUAUAUAACUACAUUCAUGGUUCAGUUGUUUAUGAACAAUUGUGUAUUUUGGUCAACCCUUCUAAGGCCUCUAGACCUGCUCCUGCUAUGACAUUGCUAAGGGUGGUAUCAUCACUGAAAGUUUUACAGUCCAUGCUUGUCAACGGUACAUAAACAACAUUGGGCAUCGUUUGAAAGAUUUCUUGGAAAACAUCUAUCACCCUCUAACAAAUGAAGAAAAGUCGCAAUCACAAAACAAGAAAGGCUCUCUAGAAUAUUUAUAUCUCAUUGUAUGGUGUCAUUGAUUCAUCUGCAUGAGAUGAAUGAUACCCGACUCUAUCAAUUAAUCAUUUUGUAUAUGAGACCCUGAAAUUUUGAUAUGUACAGUUUGCUAUGCAUUGACGGAUAAGUGCGAGUUAACUGAUGGUAUGUCAACUCAAAGGAGUCCUGGGUAAAACAUUUGAAUGCAUGUGAAGUGUGAAUGUGUGUAAAGUGAUGCUGUUGCCAUUUAUUAAGUGCCACUAUGGUUAUGCAAAUUGUAUUAUGUCACUACUGGUGGUCAUGUUGGCUUGACAUUUUGUAAGGGGAUCAUGUUGUUGUUUUUUUUUUGUGGGGGGGGGUCUAUCUCAAUGCUCCUCUCACAAUAUUAUUAUUAAUUUUUUUUUUAUAUCUCAUAAUGUCCUUAAGAUUUGUGUCCAGUAUAUUUCCUGAAGUGUGUCAUUCAGCCUCUGCUACACUUCUCAGUAUCAAGCUUUAGUUGUUAACUACAGCCGAGUCCAUUUCUACACAGUUGUUUGCUUAAUAGAUUAAGUUUUCUUUUACAAAAGAGACACUCAUAAUUACAGUUAUUAAAAUAAAGUGCAUUACAACAUGACUGGAGUUUGAGGUACCGUACCUACAUGACAAUGUUAAUUAUAUAAAAUAGUAGUUCGGUGUUAAUAUUUCAUUAAGAAAUAACAAAGAUUGUGUUACAUUAAAUGACUAUACUUUACAUAUAUUCCAUUACCCGGUACAUUACAAUGUUUACUACUAUAAAAAUCUAGAUGUCUUUGAAUUAGAUUUAUUAAAUCAGGCUGCAUUUAUGGGUUUUUCAAAUAUUACUGUAUUGUGUUUCAAAUGCCUAUCAUACUUGUCAGCAUGACCAUACCUAUUACAAUAUAUGAAGAUUUCAGAUAUGUUAUUGUAGCUAACAUCACAUCACAUUUCUGGUGUUGUGUCAUAACAAUUAACUUCCUGUCUAAAGGUAUUAUGGUCAACUGAACUUUACUAACCCAUGGAAAACUUGGUGGAAUUAUUGUAGAUUUUUUAUUUUAUUUUUUUUAAAACAGCCAUCUUUCAUGUGACCUGUCCUCUACCCAAUUGUUCUGGGUUGCACAUACACAUGAAAAUUAAAGUCACUCCAACUCAGCUUAUAUACUGAAUCCUCCAUUUUUUGGCUGUGUAGUAUUUGCCAAGUUGCCUUGUUAUUUUCACCUCACAUUUGAGUAGCUAAUUUAAUUUGAGCCAUAAAAAAAAAAUUUGUAAAAUAACAAUAAAUGUACAAUCACUGUAAACCACGAAGUCAUAUUACUCUCAUAUCCAAAAAAUAUAAAUGCAGCAAAAUAAUCUGUUUAAAAAAAAACAAAAAAACAAAGUGGCUCCAAAGCAAUUUAAUAAAUGCAAGUAUAUUACCAGCAUUGUAUGUAAGCCUUUGUCUUUAUUUAGAUGAACUGAAUCACUAAUUUAUUAAAAUACAGAGAGGUUUUUGUGUAUUUCUUUAAGAAAGUCUCAAACUGCAGUUUGGUUCAACUUGAAAUAUAAUUCUGUCUGCCUUAUACUGUAGGCAUGUACAUUAGAUAGCCAAUAUUUUACAUUAAAUGGCUUUAAAACAAAUACUUUUUUUGUAAAGGAAAAUCUUUAUAGCUUAACAAAUUUUUAAUAAAGAAAAUAAUUUUUUUUAAAAUUGUUGCAUGCAUUUCUUCUUUGUAGAAUACACAGUAACAUGAUUUGGCAUUAGAAUGAUCAAGACGAAGCUAUCCAUUAACCCCAUUACAGCCUUUUUUUUAUUUAAAAAAGACCAGACCUUACAGGAUGACAUUACAUGUGUUUGUUACAGGACCUAAAUCAUAUUCUUUUCUGAUAGGACGUGACCAAAAAAUUGCCUGUCAAAUGUUGACCAAGUAGGUUCAAAUCUUGUUUGUUGUUGUGCAGGUAACUAAACCAUUACGCUUUCAAUGUCUUUGAAAUUUCUACUUCUCUGAAAUUAACAAUAAUCAGUAGUUGAUCAAUGCCAAACUUUAAGCUCAUCUAGAAAACAUUGUUGUCUUCAUCGCUCAUUAUAAUGGUCACAUUUAUUACAUUAUCUUUGUAUUGGAGUUUUCAAAUUAAUGAAGGACUUUUUAUUCAAAUAUUCUCAAAUAAAAAAAUGUAUCAUAUGC